AUGGUAAACAGCGUCGUAGGUGGCCAGAUUUUGUCUGGGGUCUCUGGUGAUCAUCUUUCCGUGAUAGUGGGCAUUAUCAUUGUUGCCGUUACCAGCUGGGCUAUGGCCCUCUUUGGCAUGAAAAUCUUUCAACUAUAUGAACGAGUUGCCUGGUUGCCACAGCUGCUGGUGAUAUGCGUGAUGGUGGGUUCAGCAGGGCCUAAUUUCGACUUCAACAUUCAGACCCCAAUGUCUACAGAACAAUUGAUUGCCAAAAGACUAACGUUCUUCUCCCUGGCAUUGUCCAUUGGCCUCGCCUGGGCCCCGCUUGCCGCUGAUUACUAUGUCUAUCUCCCACCGCAAAUGAAGAGCUCUCGGACAUUCCUGGUCACAGUCUUCGCCGCCACUACUGCCAUGGCAAUUGUUCUCCUUGUGGGCAUUGGUCUUGGAACCGUCAUUGCCAGCUCCGCACAUUCUGCGUCCAAGUACGGCAGCAGUCCUGGAGGCGUGCUGAUGACAGCAUAUGACGGCCUUGGAGGGUUCGGAAAAUUCUGUGCUGUUAUCAAUGUCCUCGCCUUGGUUGCCAAUAAUACUCCCGGGGCGUACUCAAUGGGAAUGAAUUUACAGAUGGUUGGCGGGGUUUUUGGAAAGGUUCCCCGGUCAGUGUUCACGACUCUCGCUACUGUUAUCUACGCCGCAUGCGCGAUGGGAGGCCGGGACCGGCUUUACGAAAUCUUCAAGUCUUUCCUGCCUCUGAUCGGAUAUUGGGUCAUGAUGUUUGUCGUAAUUAUCUUCGAAGAAGACAUGGUCUUCCGCCGAAAAAGAGGCUAUGACUGGUCUCAGUGGAAUUGUCGCGAUAAACUGCCUUGGGGGAUUGCAGCGGGAGUUUCUUUCCUGAUUGGGUGGGCUGGAGCAAUUGUCGGCAUGUCUCAAGCGUACUACAUCGGCCCCAUUGCGCAGAUGGCUGCCGAAGCCGAUCUGGGUCUCUGGUUGGGUGCAGGCUUCACUGCGAUGGUUUUCCCACCGUUACGGGCAUUGGAGCUAAAAUUCAUUGGUCGCUAG
Messenger RNA from Penicillium digitatum Pd1, 1041 nucleotides. Its product is annotated as purine-cytosine permease family protein. Gene Ontology annotation, molecular function: transmembrane transporter activity. NCBI's taxonomy places the organism in Eukaryota, Fungi, Ascomycota, Eurotiomycetes, Eurotiales, Aspergillaceae. Gene Ontology annotation, cellular component: fungal-type vacuole membrane; plasma membrane. The record is from RefSeq and is a predicted model, not a curated record. Gene Ontology annotation, biological process: transmembrane transport.